This is a messenger RNA of Andrographis paniculata, 1008 nucleotides long. RefSeq names its product proteasome subunit beta type-2-B-like. Gene Ontology annotation, cellular component: nucleus; proteasome core complex; cytosol. The transcript is spliced from 3 exons. Gene Ontology annotation, molecular function: peptidase activity. The record is from RefSeq and is a predicted model, not a curated record. Lineage: Eukaryota; Viridiplantae; Streptophyta; Magnoliopsida; Lamiales; Acanthaceae. Gene Ontology annotation, biological process: proteasomal protein catabolic process. Bases 186 to 827 code for a protein of 213 amino acids.
UUAGUAGAAAUCUUGUUCCCCAAGUUGCUUUCUUCCCACUUCACUGAAAUUGAAGAAUACAAUCGACCAUUUCACGAACGAGCGAAGAGCCAAAAACCCUAAUUGGUAGACCAGAUUUGAAGUGGUAAGCUCUGAAUUGAGAUCGGAAUUGGGGAAUCCGAGCUGUGUUGGUAAGAGGAGAAGAAAUGGAGUCGGUUUUCGGAUUGGUGGGUAAGGAUUUCGCGAUAGUGGCGGCGGACACAUCGGCGGUCCACAGCAUCCUCGUGCACAAGACGAACGAGGAUAAGAUCAUGCUCCUUGAUUCUCACAAACUGAUGGGCGCCUCCGGCGAGACCGGGGAUAGGGCUCAAUUUACAGAGUACAUCCAGAAGAAUGUGGCUUUGUACCAAUUCCGCAAUGGCAUUCCUUUGACAACUGCUGCUACUGCAAACUUCACUAGAGGCGAGCUUGCUACGGCUUUGCGGAAGAAUCCGUACAUGGUGAAUAUCAUUCUUGCCGGGUAUGACAAGGAGACGGGCCCUUCGCUCUUCUUCAUCGACUACAUCGCAUCCCUACACAAGCUAGACAAAGCAGCAUUCGGCUACGGAUCCUACUUUGCACUCUCGACAAUGGACAGGUACUACCGCAAUGACAUGACUGUCGAAGAGGCCAUCGAGCUGGUCGACAAGAUCAUAAUGGAAAUACGAAGCAGGCUGGUGAUCGCCCCGCCUAACUUCGUAAUCAAAAUUGUCGACAAGGACGGGGCGAGGGAAUACGCCUGGCGCGAGUCCAUCAAGGAUGCUCCAAUCCCGGCUUCUGAACCUGCCGCCGUAUCUGCUUCCUCCUAAAGGUACGAACUCGUUUAAUAUAGCUUUGAAUGUUUGUUAAACGUUAAUGCUAAGUAACUCUUUAUGAUAUUUUGGAUUUGUUCGGGUUUGGUAAACUGCGGCGCUGAAUUUGCACUUUAACUAAACUUGUGUUCGCCGGUGCGCGCUAAAUUCAUAACUUUUCUUGUUUUUGUUGUUUUCA